CUGUUGUGUGUGCGUGGGGGUUGUCGGCAGGCUGUCAGAUGAGGACGUAGGUUUACAGUUUGAGUACAUUUCUUCUCAUUUUAUGGCAUGUAGAUAUCAGAAAGCACAGAGUGACAAUGCAGAUCCUCACCCCGCAUGUUUACUGGGCUCAGCGGCACUCAGAGAUCUUCCUCCGGGUGGACCUGAGCGAUGCAAAGGAUCUCGACAUCAGUGUACAAGAAAACAACACACUUCAGUUCAAAGCACAGGGCCAUGGAGCUAAAGGAGAUAAUGAAUACAAGUUCAGUCUGGAGUUUCGGGAACCUGUUAGAACUGAGAUCAACCAUAAGUCCACCCAGCGUCAGGUGGACAUCAAGAUCAGGAAGCAGGAGGAGCGCUGGUGGGACCGGCUGACUCUGCAGGAGAAGAAGCCUCUGUUUCUGGCUCCAGACUUCGACCGCUGGCUGGACGAGUCGGACGCCGAGAUGGAGCUUCAGGCUAAGGAGGAAGAGAAAAUAAACAAGAUAAGUGUGGAGUCGAGAGUUCGUAAAGACCCGUACCUUGGGCUGAAGAGGGGCUACUUGUUUAUGUACAACCUGGUGCAGUUCCUGGGAUUCUCCUGGAUCUUUGUCAACAUGACCGUUCGACUCUUCAUUCUUGGUCAAGACUCGUUCUAUGAUACCUUCCACACCACGGCCGACAUGAUGUAUUUCUGUCAGAUGAUGGCCGUGCUCGAGGUCAUCAACCCCUUGCUGGGUCUGGUUAAGACUGGAUUCUUUCCUGCUAUGAUACAGGUGGCAGGGAGGAACGUUAUUCUGUUUGUGAUCUUCGGCAGUCUGGAGGAGAUGCAGAACAAACCUGUGGUGUUCUUCGUCUUCUACCUGUGGAGCACCAUCGAGAUCUUCAGGUACCCGUUCUACAUGCUGGCCUGCAUCAGCACAGAGUGGAAGCUGUUGACGUGGUUGAGGUACAGCCUCUGGAUCCCUCUGUACCCGCUGGGGGUCUUGGCUGAAGCGGUGGCCGUGAUCCAGUCCCUGGCCAUCUUUGAUGAGACGCGUCUGUUCAGCGUCCCCCUCCCCGCGCUGCUCGGAGGCUCCCUGAGCUUCUCCUACACUCUGCAGAUCUACCUGGUCCUCAUGUUCCUAGGACUCUUCAUCAAUUUCCGGCACCUGUACAAGCAGAGGAGGAGACGAUUCCGCUCGAGGAAAAGGAAAGUCCAAUAACUCAUCAGCCUAUUUUUAAAACACCCUGAACUGCCGUCCUGUUAAAGAUUAAGCAAAAGGUUUAUUUUCCUCAAUUGCCUUUCUCAUUUUCUACACACAUACACUGACCUGAAGGAGGACUUUUCCCCUUAAUCCUCCAAUGGGUGAACUUUCCCCAGACCACAUCCUGUUUAUCCUUUAACAGCUGCACAACACACAUCACCUGAAAAAACUGUACAUCCAGUGCUUUACUACUAGUGUGUUUAUUCUCUUAAAAAAUGUCAUAUUUAUCAAGAUGUUUGUCCACGUCUGCAGUGGGACAUGGAGUCCUAUGUUCCACAGUUAGAGUGGUUAAAGAAAACUCUUUCUGGGAAGGCUCAGGCAGAUUUGCCCUUUUUGUUUUAUUUAUUGCUUUAGGAUUAUUUAUUAAUUGAUGGUCUUUGUUGGAUCAAAACUCAUAAUGUUUUUAGAUAUCUUUUAACCCAUUGAAGAAAAAUCACUGAUCCAUCAUCGGUGAUUUAAGGUAGAUAAGCUCUUGAGAAAUGGUCAGAUGUGUUUUCCAAACACUGAGCCUUGUUUGUCUCAGUCAGUCAUUCACGGCUUUGAAUAUUAUAAAAGCCAUGCAAAUUACUUUUAAGAGGAAUUUUGAUCUAUCUAUCUUUUCAUGAAACACACAAUCCUUCCUAUUGGCCUUUACACUAGUUGUAUUGGCAACCUAUACAACGAUUAAGCUUAUACUUUGUGACCUACAAGGAGGACAUGGGAUUGACAAAUUAUGAUUGAAGUAUUGUUUGUUGGCUUUUUAUGGUAAACGCUAAAAAAAACACGCUAAACAUACAAAUAGCAAAAUAGGAGAACGUUUAUUUGAGGAUAGGAAUGGAGGAUGAAGUUGAAGGGCUAAAUAAAAAGGUUAUCUUUUUAUAACUCGACAAAUGCUUUUGGUGCAUUAAUGAAAACUCAGCUGAGUACAUUAUGCCAGUUCUGAAUUGACAGCACCUCCAGAGUCCAGUUUUAUCUUCUUUAAAGCACCAUGUCACACACUGACUCUCUCCAGAUUUUCAAAUCACGCCUCAAAACAUAUCUCUUCACACUCGCAUAUCCACCCUGAUCAUUAUCCAUCACACAUCCUCUGUUUUUAUUUAUUUGGUUAUUUGAUUGAUUGAUUUAUAUACUGCAUUGUCUUGUUUAUGUUUCUUAUGCUGGUGUUAUCUAUUGUGUAUCUUGUUUUUUAUGUAUUUGUACGGCGACCUUGAGAGCCUUGAAAGGCGCCUAUAUAAAAUAAAUGAAUUAUUAUUAUGUCAACAUUUUAAAAAAAAUGGGCAACAUUGGACACCAGUGGUCAUUUGAAUAAAUCUAACAAUCUGCCAUGUGGACACUGACAUGAAUAGAAGGAACACAACAAGCACACACUGUUUUCUCUGUAAGUAUACACAGUUGAUGUGUGUAUGGUCAGUGUGCCAAUUAAUGCAAAUAUAUUUUUCUACCAUCAGAAGCUUACACUACAAUCAUAGAAAUGCAACUUUUUGUUGUUCUUGGUCAAGUGACAAUUCUCUUAAAUGUGUCUGUUAGGAGAAAAAAAUUAAACUCUUGGCCAGGUCACUCUUGGAAAAGAGAUUUUAAUCUCAAUGAGUCUUUUACCUGGUUAAAUAAAGGAUGAACUCCAGAUGCACCAAACAUCUUUUACAAUCCAAAUCUGCUCUUACCCAGGUGUGACGAAUGACAAAUCCCACUGGAUCUUAAAUUGGAGAAGUGUGGCAGAUGGUUUAUUAUUAGCACUGACGCUUCACACUAAAGAGGGGGCAGGUGUUCUUCUACUGUGAAACUGAGUGAAGAAGCUGAGCACAGGCAAUAUUGUUGAAGGAUAUGACAUCAUCAACAAUGAGCCGUCCACUUCCUGUUCCACCCAAUCUGUUUACCCUUUAGACUUUCCAUUUGUUUUGGAUUUAUUUGUGUUUAUUCAAGUUGUUGAUUUUAAUUUGUUUGUUUCAGUUUUUUUGUUUGUUUUUUCUAAUGGUGUUUGGGAAAGAUGUGUACUUGUCAUAAAGCUUGAUUUAGACAUUAUUUGCAUUUCAAAAGUCUUUAGGCAGGGACAUUCAGACUAACGCUGCAUUUUGAUCACAAAUAUGGUUUCCUGCCUAAAAUAAACAUCAGUUUUCUAAUUU
Messenger RNA from Trematomus bernacchii (emerald rockcod), 3343 nucleotides. Its product is annotated as very-long-chain (3R)-3-hydroxyacyl-CoA dehydratase-like. Gene Ontology annotation, biological process: fatty acid elongation; sphingolipid biosynthetic process; very long-chain fatty acid biosynthetic process. The transcript has 11 exons. Lineage: Eukaryota; Metazoa; Chordata; Actinopteri; Perciformes; Nototheniidae. The record is from RefSeq and is a predicted model, not a curated record. Gene Ontology annotation, molecular function: 3-hydroxyacyl-CoA dehydratase activity. Gene Ontology annotation, cellular component: endoplasmic reticulum membrane. Bases 117 to 1202 code for a protein of 361 amino acids.